Messenger RNA from Clonostachys rhizophaga, 2595 nucleotides. The record is from the annotation of a GenBank genome assembly. NCBI's taxonomy places the organism in Eukaryota, Fungi, Ascomycota, Sordariomycetes, Hypocreales, Bionectriaceae.
AUGAAUGGAGUGACUGGGCGGCCGCUCCCACGGUGGCUCGCCAAGGCCUCCCUCCCAUCCUUCCUCAACACCAAGACGGCAUUUACCAUCACCACUCUGGCGGUACUGAGCACUAAAGUUGCCUAUAUUCACGGCCAUUUGUCGUCUAUCUCCACAAGGCACUUGGUAGUAUGGGGCUCGUCCUUCUUCGCCCAAGAUCUCUUCCUUCUCAUUAUCCUACGCCUGCAGAUUGAACACUGGCGCUCCCGCACACCCGUCCGCGCUCAGCCAUUCCUUAUUUGGUUGAACAAAAUCAUCAUAAUCUACAGCAUAUCCCUCAGUGUUGUGGCUUUAACCUUCCACAUAACUACAGGGUCCGAAAUCCGCUGGAGGGAUGUCGGCCUGGCCACAGGUGGCUCGUCACUUGGGCUUGUUUUAUCUGGCGCCUUCUCAUGCGCUAUCGUUGUUGCCUUUCUUAUCUCUUUUGGCUGGAUCCUACAGGAUGUCGUCUACCACCUUUUUGGUUUCACUGCCAAUAUCGUGGACUGGCUCAUCCUACUGAUUUGGCGCACAUCCUGCUCUCUGGUUACAGGGACGAAAUCACCCCAACAUCCCCAGCGAGAGGCUGAACAAGAUACGAACAAACCAUCAAUUAGGGAUCCAGGAUUGGAACUGGAUAGUUUGGGUCCCCAAACAUACCCACUCCUUCCAAAGCGGCUGCAGAAGUUUCUGGAUGAAAUAGACCGGAGGACCUCGACGACAGCCCAAAGUCUAUCAUCCAUCUUGCGUUUUGGAGCAUACUGCUUCAUUGUCACCGGUCUGAUUGCCUUGGCUGUACUGGUAUUGACCAGACCCAACGAUAGCUCUCUAGCUUUCGUCUCAUGGGCUACCGUACUAUUACCGUUUGUUGAUUUCUCAUCUUCGUCGCCCCUCCUAGACCAACUGCAACCGUACUACUACACGGGAAUCCAGCAUAGCUGGGAUAAUCGAUCUGCCCUCACGGAUUCGGUUCCAUUACCAUGGCUUCCACACGGGGUCGUCCUUGAGGGUUUUGGGGAUUGGUACACCAACAAAUCGCAUUACAAUGGAACAUCAGACCCGAUGAAAAUAUCAAAUCUUGACCAGCCAUUACUCUCUCAUUUGCAAGAUAAACUAAAGGAUGUCUCGAUACGACAUGUACUUGUUGUAUUUCUCGAGAGUGCGAGAAACGAUAUGUUUCCGAUAAAGAGAAAUGGAAUGGUAUGGAACCGCCUAGCUCAGACAUUCCCCAACCACGAAAUGCCAAAGGAAGUGCAAGACAAACUGUCUACUCUGACGCCAACGGCCAACUAUAUCACCGGGGAUUACGAUGAUGGCUUCAAUCACACAGAGGAACGCCACCGCGGUGGUGUUCGAUUUACGAAGGCCCAGACUGCGAGCACCUACACGCUCAAAAGCCAGAUUGGCACACUUUGCGGUGUCGCGCCCCUGAUCGCCGAUUUCAACAAGGACUACCGGCACCACAUCUACCAGCCCUGUCUACCUCAUAUCCUGAAUGCUAUGAAUGCUCAGGACACUGAGCAGGAUAGGAAAGAGCCCUACGCAUCCUCUGCGUGGAAAUCUUACUACUUCCUAACGUCCACAAUCGGCUUUGAUGGGAAUGCGGAACUGAUGAGAAAAAUUGGGUUUCCCACAAAGAAUACUAUUGAUCGAAACUACUUACGAAGCGACCAUGCGAGACAUGGACGCGUUGGUAAUCCCGAUGUGAAUUACUUUGGAUUUGAAGAAGAGCCUCUCACCGAAUAUAUUCGAGAUGCAUUCAUUUCCGCAAAAGAGAGAGAUGAGAGGGUAUUUCUUACCCACCUAACGAACACCGGCCAUCACCCCUUUGGCAUCCCACAACACAAAAAGUACAUACCUGUCGCCAAUGGUCUCAACGAUCUCUCUCAUUACAUCAAUGCUCAAGGCUACAUCGAUUCGUGGUUGCAAAAGUUACUUAAUAUCCUCGACGAGCAGGGUGUUGCGAACGAAACCCUGGUGGUGUUCCAAGGCGACCACGGGCUGUCUAUGCCGGAGAAUGACAUCGUGGCGUCUUAUUAUAACCCCAACGUCGGAAACGACCAUAUUCCGCUCGUCUUGUCCCACCCCAAGCUACCGGCCUUUGAUGUUACGGAUCCCGUCUCGUCUUCACAGAUUCUACCGACCAUCCUCGACCUCCUCCUCGAGACAAACUCACUUCACACCACUACUCGUCAAGUGGCGACGGAUUUGCUGAAAAACUACGAAGGCCAAUCGCUCAUUAGGCCACAAAUGUCAGAAAGGCUAGGCCAGGUCCAAUGGCAAUUUAACGUUGCCAACCCAGGCCGCUCCAUGCUCACCGCACGCGACCCAAGCCACCCAGACUGGCACCUCGUCGUCCCCGUCGUUGGGAACGUAGAGUGGAGAUUCACCAACCUUACUGCUGACCCCCGAGAGCAGAACUCGGUCCAAAGCAUCGACUUCUUGUCUUUUCUUGGUAGAGUGGAGGAGAAGCACGGUGAGGAGGUUGCCAAGUGGGUGGAGGAAGGCGCAUAUAUGACACGAUGGUGGGUGGAGGAAAAUCACAAGCGGUGGCGAUACGGGCCCUAUAAAAUGUAA